AUGCUCAAGGCGCCGUCGGGUUCGGGCCUCCCCGCCUGUCAGACAAUACCAAUUGACCGUAUACAAGAUGGUGUCCCAGUGGGGAUAUCGCCGCGCCAUGAAUUUACUCCCAAUGACCCAUCCACUAUCUUGGCGGACAGACAUCAAAUAUAUAAACAGUGGAUCGCAGCUGGCACACCUCAUAAUAUUGUCUGUUCAGAAUGCCGCAAGCCGAAAAAUCUGAUAUUAUGCGAAUCCUGCUGUAGAUCUUACCACACCUCAUGUUUAUCACCGCCGGAUGUGCCUACUCAGCCGAUGCGAUUUUAUUGCCCAGCGUGCAGUAGCGGACAAUGGAGCCGUUCGACGUCGACUGUUGGCACCCCAGCUACGGUAUCUCCUGAAGCUUCCCGGUCUAGUACGCCGGUUGUACGUAGUACAACGGCGGGCAUCAUGAGUCCUCCGCAACCAAUUGGCAGUUGCACGCAGUCAACACGAACAACAUCGCAUAAAAUGCAGGCUCCGUCAUCUGCUGAGGGCCGUGCUAUGCCAGUACCAAACGUCUUUGACCCGCGCAUAUUAACCCGAGCCCAGGAAUUUCUCCGCACUCAUGGUGGCUUUCCAGAGUCUCAGGAGUUCUCGGCAGACUUACUUUUGAAACUUGGCUCUAUGAUGGCAGAGCUUGACCUUCAUCGGGAACAAGUCCAAGAAUUGGCAUCGGAAAAUACACACUUGCGACAAGAUAACGCGAACGUCAGAGCGUACUUGGACUCCAACUUGACGACAGGAAUGCCGAUUGCUCCUCCUGGCGGUGAUUUAUCGGCUAUCCAGCGACCUUCCACUGAUACGACUGGGAAGUCAUGGGAUAGAAUCGUGAUGGAUUUGAUUUGA
This is a messenger RNA of Aspergillus puulaauensis, 867 nucleotides long. Its product is annotated as PHD finger protein. Bases 1 to 867 code for a protein of 288 amino acids. NCBI's taxonomy places the organism in Eukaryota, Fungi, Ascomycota, Eurotiomycetes, Eurotiales, Aspergillaceae. The transcript has 2 exons. The record is from RefSeq and is a predicted model, not a curated record.